CUAUGCGAUGAAGUUCGAGGAAUCAACUCAUUGUUAUCUUUUUAACCGAAGGUCAUUUAUGCAGUAUCAAAAUAACGCCAUAGAACGUUCAACCAGUGCGUCAUAAUUAAAGGUUAUGCCAGUGAUAGAAGUACUAUACCAAUUAAUUUAUUAUAACUGAGGACCAAAUUGGAAUACCAGAAGGGAAAUGCGUCAAAACCAUCUAUAUUAAAUAGGAAGCAGAAGUUAUUAUCAAGCUUCCUGAAAUUAUCAGAUAAUUUUAUCUGAAACACUAGCAUUUGACUCGAUAUCUACCUAUCGUUUAGAACAAGUAGACAGUGGUGAUAUUAUGUCAUCAUACGGUUGGGGUGGCAGAGCACCCUUUCCUCAAAAUACUCCCAACAUAUAUCCUCACCCAUCAAGUGGAUACCCUUCAGUACCCUCAGCACCACCUACAUACCAUUGGGUUAAUUCCUAUAAAGGCCAACAAAUUCCUUCGAAUGCGGUCAGCUGUGGUGUUGACAAGGAUGGCAGUGAGAUAUUCGUGGGCCAGGCAAAUUAUUUAGGUGAUGAGUUGCCAGCGAAAAUAAUUCCUAGAAGAAGAGAGGCUUACGUGUGUUAUGAUGGAAGAGAAAUACCGAUUACCGAUUACAAGGUUCUCGUAGAAAAGAAGUUGCACUGGAUUCAUAAUACAGGAGGUCACAUCCCUCCUGGCGCGAUUCCUGGAGGUAGAACAUCAAGAGGGGAACAACUUUACAUCGGGAGGAAAAGAAUAGAAGGAUCGGCCUGGUCAGUUGGAAAGGUUCAUCCUUCCCAUGGCUGCCUUUACGUCCCCUUUGCUGGAAAAGAAAUGUCCUACAAAGAUUAUGAAAUACUUGUCUUUCCAUGAUUAAGGUCAUUCGAUGUACUACUACUUAUUCCUUUUUUUAUGUUUCUAAGACUGUGUGUAGUAAAUUACACAUAAAAAUAUUUUUAUA
This is a messenger RNA of Harmonia axyridis, 956 nucleotides long. Its product is annotated as natterin-4-like. The coding region runs from base 329 to 868 and encodes 179 amino acids. The transcript has 5 exons. The record is from RefSeq and is a predicted model, not a curated record. Lineage: Eukaryota; Metazoa; Arthropoda; Insecta; Coleoptera; Coccinellidae.